AUGGCCGUAGCACCUAUAGCCAGACCUAAUUGUCUUGACAGUUGCGGGCAAAAUAUAAGCAUUCCUUUUCCCUUUGGAAUCGGAACAGGUUGCUACCUGGACAAACAGUUCGAAAUUGAAUGCAACCAAACUGCCAAACCUCCUAGAGCUUAUAUACGUAGCAUCAAAUUGGAGGUGGUGAAUAUUUCAGUUGACAGAGGGGCUGCUAUUGUCAAAGGUCCGAUAAUAUCCUUCAAUUCUUCUGGCAGGCAAGCCGGUUUACCUGUGAAUUUAACGGGAACUCCUUUCAUCUUCUCUUACCGGAAUGUAUUCGUAGCCAUGGGUUGCAACACUCGUGCUGUCAUGACUGAUAUUCAGCCCUAUCUCAUCGGCUGCGAAUCUACAUGCAAAGACCAGAGUGCUAAUGUUAAUUUACUAGGAACUGAUUUUUGUUCUGGUAAAAAUUGCUGUGCGUCUUCAAUAAGUUCAUUCGUUCAGGUUUUUAAUCCAAGGUUGGAGGCUCUAGAUGAUAACCAAGGCAAAAAUGGACGCUGGUGGGCCUUCCUAGCUUCGGACGAAUGGUUUACAUCCAAUAAAACGGAUUCCUUGGCUGUGCCGUACAUGGAUUACGUACCAAUGGAACUCUUUUGGAUAGCCAGUAACUUGGAUCUUGAGAAAAGUCCAGUGCAUUGCGAACUAAGGAAUGACAAUAGAUCUUUAGCGGCUGGGUGCCAUUGCUAUAUGGAUAGCUAUGAGGGCAACCCCUACCUUAAGUCUGGGUGCACAGCACGAAAGGGUAAAGGGUAA
Dovyalis caffra is the source of this 786-nucleotide messenger RNA. The record is from the annotation of a GenBank genome assembly. NCBI's taxonomy places the organism in Eukaryota, Viridiplantae, Streptophyta, Magnoliopsida, Malpighiales, Salicaceae.